GUUUCACGCAGUAAUGGCCUCCUGCCUUUCUGAGCCCCGGGAUACCCCUGUGGCGGCGAUCAACACCGAGGAGAAACUUCUGGAAGAUUUCCAACGUGACUCGCAUCCUGACAAGGUCUGCCUCGCGUGCAGGGAAUACGUAGGCGAGGAUGGUCACCCCAUAGUGAAUCCUCUCAUCCGGAAGAUCAAGCAACAAAUUGCCACUGACCCCACCCUUAUCCCGGAGUAUCCACCUCCACUUGGCAUCCCAGAAUUCAGCAGCAGAGCAUCGCAGCUGGCCUUAGGCCGGGAUAGCCUUGCCAUUUUGGAGAAUAGGGUUUUAGUUGUACAGACGGUGGGCAGCUCCGGAGCUGUGCGUCUGGGAGCAGAGCUGCUAAAGCGUUACUUCUGCGUCAGCUCUUCCUGGGCCGGCGACGUUCUGCUGUCUUCUCCGUGUGAUGAGUCAUUACCUGGUAUCUUUAAGGCAGCAGGCAUUGAGGCGGUGAAACGAUACCGCUACUGGGACAGCGGGGGUCGCAAAGUGUGUGUGGAAGAAAUGUUAGAGGACCUGGAGAAAGCUCCGGAACAAAGCACGGUGGUCCUUUCCGCCUCAGGACACAGUCCCACCGGAGCCGAUCUCUCACAGGACGAAUGGAAACGUGUGGCUGAAAUCCUGGUGAAACGUCGGCUUCUGCCUUUCUUCUUGCUGCCAGCUCAGGGUUUGUGCAGCAGGGACAUCGAUCAGGACUCCUGGGCACUGAGAUAUUGUGUAUCUUUGGGGAUGGAAUUACUGUGCGCUCAGUCUUUCUCCCACAACUUCAGCCUGUAUGGAGAGAGAGUGGCUCACCUACUGUGUGUUGUGAAGGAGAACGCCACUCUGCUGGCUGUCCAGUUCCAGGCAGAGAAGAUCGUCCAAACGCUCUGGUCCCGCCCACCAGUGGAAGGUGCCAGAGUGGUAACAACGGUGCUCAGCAAUCCUGCGCAUAUGGUGGAAUGGCAGGAAGGGCUAAAACGUACAGUGGAGAGAUGCAUGCUGAUAAAGGAGCGUCUCCGAGAGAAGCUGCGUCUGUUAGGAAGCCCAGGCACAUGGGAGCACUUGAUUAAGUCGGCAGGACUCUACUGUUGUAUUGGACUCUCUGUUCAGCAGGUGGAAUUUCUGGUGAAGCAGAGGCAUGUGUAUCUGCUCCCGGGUGGCUGCUUCAACGUGAGUGCCAUCAACAGCAAUAACCUCGACUACGUUGCAGAAUCUCUUCAUCUAAUUUUGACCACUUGACUCUGACCUUGGCUGACAUCAUACAGCUUAGACAGUUAUGUCUGAAAUGGAUGUUGUGCUUCUGUGCUGCUUAAUCAUAUAGUUAUGUCUUUGAGAAUUUAAUAUAAAUAAAUAAAUAAAUAAAUAGGCCACGGAUUUUGCAUACAACAUAACUCAGUUUAUAGCUAUAUGUAAUGUUGUGGAACGUCUGCAAAACAAGUUAGUUAUGGCUUAAUCUUGAAGUUAAUACGACAAAAAAAGCACAAUUUGUCAUGUUGCUGAGAAAACAGAAAGUAUAAUAUCCUGAAGACUCUCCCAUGGUGGGAAAACAUACCGAAUGUUAUAAAGCACUGACACUGGAGACUCCUUCAAUGAAUGUUAAAUAAACAUCUCCUGACCA
This is a messenger RNA of Ictalurus furcatus (blue catfish), 1631 nucleotides long. RefSeq names its product glutamic-oxaloacetic transaminase 1 like 1 (gene got1l1). Gene Ontology annotation, molecular function: pyridoxal phosphate binding; L-aspartate:2-oxoglutarate transaminase activity. Lineage: Eukaryota; Metazoa; Chordata; Actinopteri; Siluriformes; Ictaluridae. The transcript is spliced from 8 exons. The coding region runs from base 14 to 1252 and encodes 412 amino acids. Gene Ontology annotation, cellular component: cytosol. The record is from RefSeq and is a predicted model, not a curated record. Gene Ontology annotation, biological process: L-aspartate biosynthetic process.